AUGAGGAACAUAAAAGGUGGUGUUGACAGCCUCAGACACACUCUCUUCAAGGAUGGCUUUGUUGUAAGAAAUUUCAAGGCUAGAAAAUUCUUGUCUCUUGAUGCUUUACAGCAGAAGCAAAUCCGAGAAAAGGCUUUAGCAGAUGCUUUUGCCAAAGAAGAAGAAGCGAAAGCUCGAGAGAAGGCUGCUAGAGAGGCAAGAGGUAGAGCACAGGCAAGGAUUUCCUCUGUGAAUAAAAGCUCAUGGGAUGUUGCUAUUGCACAAAGUUCGGACCGCUACAGUGAAGUCACUACCUCAGCGACAUUUCAGCAACUUGAUAGCGAAAUCGAAGAUUUGCUCUCCAAUAAAUUGAGGCUCCCGUCUUUUAAAGUAUCGAACAGGCCCUGGAUAAAGGAAUCAUCGGAAGCUACUCCGCAAACGAGAGGAGGUGAAUCAUUAUCGCAGAGAAUUCAGACCACUACGAAAACUCAGGGAUCGAACUUCCCCAACUUGAAGCCAACACCAGAUUAUAAACCGUAUUCAGAUUCAGAACUUUUCCUCAGGCAUUUGAUCCAUACUGGAAAGUCAGGAAAGUUGGGCUCGCAACUUGUGGAUGUUCAUCAAGCUAUAGAUGCGAGGGAAAAUCCGCAACCAAUUUCUGAGAUUUCUAUCAGCCAUUUGAUGAGUGCUGGCUGCCAUUUUGGCCAUUCCAAAUCUCUGUGGAGACCUUCAACACAACCAUAUAUAUUCGGAGAGUAUCAAGGCACACAUCUCAUCGAUCUUAAUGAGACAUUGGCGGCACUCAAACGAGCAGCACAUGUUAUCAAAGAUGUAUCUAGGAAAGGCGGGCUUGUCUUAUAUGUGGGAACAGGCAAGCUGGUAGAACAACAUCGUGCACUUGAAAGAGCCGCUGAAAGAAGUGGAGGGUAUUACGUUUCCCGAAGAUGGAUACCAGGAACCAUUACUAAUGCCUUGGAGGUCACAAAGCAGUUAGGUGGUGUUCAAAAAGUUGAGGUCAACAUGGGUGAUGACAUCACGCUGAGGAAUAUUUCGCAGGAUGGCACCAUCAAGCCUGACAUUGUUAUUAUCUUGAACCCGGUCGAAAACAGGAAUGUCAUUAACGAGUGUACGAUUGCUCGUAUUCCAACAAUUGGUCUCUCAGAUACCGAUAUGGAGCCUUCACUCUUGUCGUACCCAAUCCCGUGUAAUGAUGACUCUAUAAGAGCUAUUACCCUAGUUUUGGGCGUGUUAUCAAGAGCCGCAGAAGAGGGCGUUCAAGAGAGAAAGGGGUAUUUUCAAAAAUUUUCUUCGGUCAAAUCAUCUGCUCUGGUCUGA
Candidozyma pseudohaemuli is the source of this 1314-nucleotide messenger RNA. Its product is annotated as mitochondrial 37S ribosomal protein uS2m. The transcript has a single exon. Bases 1 to 1314 code for a protein of 437 amino acids. The record is from RefSeq and is a predicted model, not a curated record. Gene Ontology annotation, molecular function: structural constituent of ribosome. Gene Ontology annotation, biological process: translation. Lineage: Eukaryota; Fungi; Ascomycota; Pichiomycetes; Serinales; Metschnikowiaceae. Gene Ontology annotation, cellular component: mitochondrial small ribosomal subunit; ribosome.